This is a messenger RNA of Brenthis ino (lesser marbled fritillary), 4743 nucleotides long. NCBI's taxonomy places the organism in Eukaryota, Metazoa, Arthropoda, Insecta, Lepidoptera, Nymphalidae. The record is from the annotation of a GenBank genome assembly.
AUGAGGUCAUCAAGGAACCAAAAUUGCGAAGCAGUAAAUGGCUAUCUACAUCAGUGCCAGAAAAUAGAUGGGAAGAGCCCAUUGCAAAAUUUUCAUCUCCUGAAUACUUCACUAACAAUUUACUGGUUAGUAUUGGAACGUUCCGAACAAAUUGUUGUUUCAACUAGGAAUCGUGAUAUCGUUAUUUCUCUUAUUGAUGAAGACUAUGCAUGUAUCAAGGAUCAUGUGAGAGAUGGUAUGAUAAUUUUACCUGAAAGCGCUAUACUAGUAUUGACGUGGCAAACGUUGGCUAUGUCGAUGGAUAUGAAUUUUGAGGAUCUUUCAGUAAUAUUCAAGGAUAUAAAUUUCAACACUCAAGUAGAAUUAAAACCAGAAAACUUACUAAAUCUUAGCAUUUCUAUAACAAAGAAGAAAGGCAGAUUCGAGGUAGUUUAUAACAAUGAAAUAAUUGUAACUGGUUACAUAGUCGAAUAUGAAGAUGAUCCAAUGAGAAAUGUUAACCAUUCUAGCACCAACACAAUAAACGACGUAACUUUGUUUGCAGCAGAUAUUUACAAAUUCCUUAACCUUCGAGGUCACGUGUAUACAAACCAAUUUCAAUCUCUUCAUUCGUUAAACCUUAAAUGCAAUGAAGCAUACAUAAAUUGGACUGGUGAUUGGAUCACGUUCCUUGAUGGCUUAAUACAGAUCAACAUAUUUGCAAAUAAACACAAUGGUGUAUCUAGACCGAAACUUAUAGAGAGUUUGACUAUUGAUAUUUUUGAGCACACCAGAGGACAUUACAAAUCUAACAUUGAUGGCGUUAUUUGCUAUAAAGCAGACUAUUAUGAGAACUUUAAUAUUCUAAGAAGUGGCGGUGUUCAAGUUGUGAAUGUUAAUUUUGAAAAUCUUAUCCCUCAGCGGGUCGAAUCUGAUUUCUUAGGCUCGUUACAGUUUUGGCCACACUUUUCAGAAACAGAACUCGAAUUAAAUACAGCUAUCGCAAUAAACAUGCAAAUUAUUGCUGAUGCUACUCUGCAAAGGGGCAUUAAAAUAACAGAGCUUAGAACAUCAAACAUAAAUAUCAUAUCAAAUGCUAUACAGGACGUAUCAACUCAGCUCCCUAUAAAACUGAGAUUUAAUCAUAUCAAUAUUGAAAAUGGAAAACUAAAUCUUCUGAGGAAACAUGAUUUAUCUCAGUCAGAAGUAUUAGUAGUUUAUGACUUUGUAAUGGAUACCGAGAUGAUGGCUGCAAUAUAUGAUCAGCUACCAAGCAAUGGAUUUGUUUUUUCGUUAGAAAAAAGAAACAAUAAAAAAUACAUCAUUCAAACUGACUAUUUUAAUAUUUUAACUGUAUUUCCUACUUAUUACGAUUAUACAUUAGUUUUAUUAAACAAAGUUGAAGUUAAUCAAGUUGUAAAAGACAAAGUUGUUGUAAAAGUUGAUGAUGAUAGCUUCUCUUAUAUGAAUACAUUAAAAAAGGAGCUUAACAAUAAUAAGAGGAUUGUACUACUUUACGAGAAACAAAACUAUUUUGAUCUAAAGGGUUACUUGAGAAGGCUACGGGAAGAAUAUCGAAAUCAAAUUAGUUUGUAUAUGAUACUAGAUGAAGGAUCGCCAGAUUUUAAUCUUGACAGCAAUUUCUACAUUAAACAGCUGCAAAAGAAUCUACCAUUUAACACACUGUAUAAUGGUGAAUGGGGAGGAUACUAUUACACAACGUUCAAUAAUUACAAAGAUAUUCCCAAAAAUUCUAAACUUAGUCUAACAGAAUUUGGAAACAUAAAUAGUUGGCACUGGGAGGAGAUAGACAAUCUGAAUAAAUCUAAUACUGUUGAGGUGCAAUAUGCAGGAUUAUCAUUAAAAGACGUAGAAAAAGUAUUCUGGAGACCAGUUAAUAACAAAAAAAUAUCUUUUGGUAUGGACUAUAGCGGUUUUGAUGCUAGGGGUAAUCGGGUGAUGGGAAUCAUUGCCGAUGGUGCACUUUCUAAGGAAAUUGAAUAUGAUUUAGAUUUACUUUGGCCCGUUCCAAAAACUUGGUCUUUAGAAGAAGCUGCGACAGUUCCUCUACCGUACGCCCUCGCCUAUUAUUCUCUGGCACUUAGAGGAACUUUGUAUGCAGAAACAACAGUUUUUGUUAAUGGUGGAGCUGGAGCACUUGGACAGGCAGUAAUAUCGAUAUGUCUAAGUUUAAAUUGUGAUAUAUUUACCACAGUUAGCGAUUCUGGCAAGAAAGCGCUUCUACUUAAACUGUAUCCUACAUUAAAAGAAAAUCAAAUUUUAAAUUCAAGAUAUGAUGACUUUUAUGCAUUUGUUAUGAAGCAAACCAAAAACAAGCGGUGCAACUAUGUAAUCAACUGUGAAAGCGGUAUAUUCCGCAAUGCUGCAAUAAAAUGCCUAUCAUCUCUUGGCGCCUAUUUAGAUUUAUCUAAUAAGGACAUGAUAAACAACAAACCCUUGGGCAUCGCAUUUUCAAAAGAAUGUAAAUGUUACUAUAGUGUCAAUUUUGGUAGUAUUUUUGAACCGAAAUAUUCACAUGAAAAGAAAUUAUUACAAUCAAUGAUAGCAGACGGCAUCGCUACGGGAGUCGUUAGACCACUUACUUACACCAUGUUCUCAUCUUCCGAAGUAUCCAGGGCCUUCAAGUUUUUAUCUUCUAGAAGUCAUAGAGGAAGGGUUCUGUAUGAUUUAAGAAAUCUGCUAAAUUCCAAUGUGAUGCCAAGGCUUGUAUUGAAUCCUCAAUUUGCAUAUGUCGUAGUGGGAGAUCAAGAUGAAUUAUGUGUUAGUAUAAUGGAUUUAUUAAUAAAACGUGGCGCGAAGAAAAUUUUCUUACAAAUAAGAUCUAAAGUGGUUUCUCCGUUCAUAGAGGCUAAGAUGUUACUAUGGAUGACUCUAGGUAUUGAGGUAAAAGUAAGCCGUUAUGGAAUUGAGGACGAAGAAAAAUGUAGACUUUUUAUAAGUGACACUGCAAAAUUAGGGCCAAUUGAAGGCAUAUUUAUUUCUCUGUACAAGAUAGCUGCUCCAGCAUAUAUAAAUGUGCCAAGAUCAAUAUCUAAUUUGGAUAAAUUAUCAAGAAACAUGGAUUACCUUAGAUACUUUGUAAUACUAGCAAGUAAUGUUAACAGUUCGGAAGAUGAACUUGUGUUCUCAAUGUGCAGUAAAAUAUGUCACUAUCGUAAUAACAUUGGUUUGAAUGCUCUUCUAUGUCGAGCGGAUUUCGUAGAUGAGUUCGAAGGUCUUGGCAAAAACCAAACAACGUAUCAAUCGAUACACCAAGUUUUAAAUAGCAUGGAAAAUAGUAUAAAACAAAAUUGUAGCAAUGUGAUAUCAUAUAAUACAAACAAAAAUGCUAAGAUGGAAUAUUCAAGAAAAUUAAAUGAUAUUUUAGGCAAACAAACAAACGGAACUAAAUUAGAUAUAAAUGCAUCAUUACACGAUAUUGCAAUAGAGAAGCUCGCAAUAAAAGAAAUAAGAGGUUUAAUUUUAGAACACUAUCAAGUUGCAGUAUCUGAGAGGAAACUUAUCCAAAUGUCUUUAUCCAGUAUCCAGAAUGUUGAAUACUAUUUAGACGACUUAAAUAACAAUAUCGGGCUUGAUGCUAUAAUCUCGUACGUCAAUGACGAUUCCUAUGAAGCAUGUGAUUCAUUCAAACAAAUGUUAACGUUGACGAAUAAUAUUUCAGAGAAUCUCUUAGACAUGGAUUAUGUUGACCCUGCUGCUGAAUAUUUGAUUUUAAUUCCUGGUUUUCAAGGCGAUUGUGGCAUGUUUGAAUCUUUAUGUUCCACUCUCAAAAUCAAAGGAAUAACUGUCCAACUUGGACCAGAUUUGGCAGCAAAUACUAUAUCAGAAAUGGCAGAAAGUAUAUUGAAGAAUGCAGUAAUAAAACUAGAAGAAAAGAAUAAAUUUUAUCUCUUGGGAUACUCGUUUGGUGUUAAUAUUGCUUUGGAAGUUGCAGCAUUAUUAGAAAAGAAAGGCAUCGUUGGUACAGUUUUUUGCCUAGACAGUAGCCCAGAUGCUUUGCGUGUACAACUAAAUACGUAUACCAGCGAUUUGGCAGACGAAGAAUUACAAAACGUACUAAUUGAUCAUAUUUAUUACUUAAUAACUAAAGAAACAAACAACAAACUUAAAGAAGAAAUAAAAAAAAUUAACACGUUUGAAGAAAAAGUUAAGGUUUUUGUCAAAGAAACAAAAGAACGUGUGCCUUAUCCUCAAGAAUAUAUCAGACUAAGUGUAGAAUCAUUAUAUAACAGAAUUUUACUGGCUAUGAAAUAUAACCCUACAUUUAUGCUUGAAUCUGAAAUAGUUCUGCUAAAAGCGAUCAAUGAUUCAAAUGCUGAAAUUUUACCAUAUGAUUAUAAUUUGGCCAAUUAUACCAAAAAACCAGUAAAAGUAGUAAAUAUUGAAUCGAAUCAUACUACAUUGCCAUUUAAUGUUAAUGUGCCGAAUGAAAUGAAGGAGCCAAGAGUUAUUGGAGACCUAAAGUUACAAUGCCUCGGUGGUGUAGCGGCUAGCAUGUACGGCUGCACACCUGGAGGUCCUGGGUUCGAAUCCCGGGUCGGGCCAAGUUUAGUUAUUGAGUCUUUCUGUAUAGAAGUAAUAGCCCGGAGUUUGGAAGUUGGCGGUGUUUCACCCCCGUGCCUCGGAGAGCACGUAAAGCUGUCGGUCCUGCGCCUUAUCUCUCACCGGUCGUGUCGAGUAGUCGUCCCAUCGGAGUAUGAGAGUGACAGGAAUAGAGAGUGCACUUGUGUCUGCGCGUACACU